UUCCUGGACUGCAGCACUCACCUGCUGGUUUCAAAGAAUCAUUGGGCAAAAAACUGUCUCCUGGAAGACAGCUGAAUACCAAAAUCAAUUCGCCCAAAAAGCCAAGAGAUGAAUUUGCCAAUAUGACAAGUGAGAAUGUGCAGUUUUACAAGUUGAAUGGAUCUGGAGACAUUUAUUUAUACUCUGCUUUUUUCGAUCCUCGCAAACAAAGCCAACAUUGUGUCCGCAUACUAGGUAUGUGGCCAAAUGCAAGGAAAGCAAAAUGGGCUGCACCAAGUGUACCGCCCACUUUGUACUGCAGGUUUUCAAAACCUCACAACAAACCUAAACUUGUAAAAGGUGCUAUCUAUGAAUUCAAUGAACAUCAUAAUGCUAGGUUUUCUGGGUUCAUAUUGACAUGUAAUGUCAGUUCACAUCCAGAGAAUGUAACAGUUUUGCGAUCCAGCCAUAUUGAGGAUGAUGAGGGUGUGCAGUUGUCUGUGAUCCCCUUGGUCCCCCAUCUGAACCCCUCUGUCAACAUGACCCUGUGUAUCCCACCUCUUUUUGGUGCAGUAAAACCAGAAAGGCUGGUGGAAUUCAUAGAACUAAACCUGAUCCUUGGGGCUCAGAAAUUUGACUUUUACAUCUAUGAGGGUCAGGAUAUGGAUGAAAAAGGAAAAAAUAUUUCAGCAGAGACUUUAAGAGUUCUUAAAUACUACAGCAAGAAGAAGAUUGCCAGACUUCAUUACUGGUUUUUUCCAUUGAAGAGCAGAAGUAUGUGGUACUUUGGACAAGUAGCAUCUUUACAUGACUGUCUCUAUAAAAACAUAGGCAGAACAAAAUAUCUUUCCUUUCAUGAUAUUGAUGAGUUUGUCAUACCUAUUCAGAAAAACAUGUCAACUUUGCAAGAAAUGAUGGCAAAAAUUGACGAUGGCAAACACUGCGGCUACCAAAUUAAAAUGACUUACAUGCAAGUGCCAAAAAAUAAAGAGCCUCUUCUUUCAUCUGAAAAAAGAACAGCAGAUGUAAGCAGUGUGCGAACCAAAUGCAUUGUGAGACCAGAGAGGAUAUUUGAGAUGGGAAUCCACCACAUUAGUAAACAAAAUGAAGAACGUUUCACAUCUGUCAUGGUUCCUGGAGUUGUGGCCCUGGUGUACCACUACAGAACAUGCAGUCCUAAAUACAAGUUUAACUGUAGAGUGUUCAGUAAAGAAAGUGUUUUGGAGAAAUAUAGGCAGAAAUGGUUCGAUAACACAAAUGCUGUUUUAAGUGAACUUGGGUUGCGGAGAUAUUUUCUCAUUGAAUAACAAC
Messenger RNA from Lingula anatina, 1290 nucleotides. Its product is annotated as beta-1,4-galactosyltransferase galt-1-like. Gene Ontology annotation, cellular component: cytoplasm. The record is from RefSeq and is a predicted model, not a curated record. Gene Ontology annotation, molecular function: glycosyltransferase activity. Lineage: Eukaryota; Metazoa; Brachiopoda; Lingulata; Lingulida; Lingulidae.